Molecule: messenger RNA, 417 nt
Organism: Coniosporium apollinis CBS 100218
Lineage: Eukaryota; Fungi; Ascomycota; Dothideomycetes
Product: mitochondrial import inner membrane translocase subunit tim16
Exons: 2
Coding region: 1-417 (138 amino acids)
Biological process (GO): protein import into mitochondrial matrix
Cellular component (GO): TIM23 mitochondrial import inner membrane translocase complex
Source: RefSeq, a predicted model, not a curated record
AUGGCACACCGCAUCAUCUCGCAAAUCGUCCUCACCGGCGGCCGAGUAUUCGGGCGAGCCUUUGCCGAAGCCUGGCGACAAGCCGCCGCGUCCCAGAAAUAUGCCGCUGCUUCAGCGAACAAUCCUGGAUCCGCAACGACCUUUGCAUCAUCAGGCCUGACACUGGAGGAGGCGUGCAAGAUAUUGAAUGUAGCACCGCCUAAGGGAGGCAAGGCGGACCUGGAGAGCGUAACGGAGAGGUUCAAGAAGCUGUUCGACCUCAACAAUCCGAAGAACGGGGGGAGCUUCUAUCUACAAAGCAAGAUAUUGCGGGCGAGAGAGCGGAUAGAGUUGGAGGUGCGGACGGCGGAGCAGACGGCGUCAAGAGAGCAAGAGCUGAAGGAGGGGUGGAAUCCAAAGGUAUACAAGGACCGGUAG